Gordionus sp. m RMFG-2023 is the source of this 3650-nucleotide messenger RNA. RefSeq lists its product as uncharacterized. The coding region runs from base 1 to 3396 and encodes 1131 amino acids. NCBI's taxonomy places the organism in Eukaryota, Metazoa, Nematomorpha, Gordioida, Chordodea, Parachordodidae. The transcript has 11 exons. The record is from RefSeq and is a predicted model, not a curated record.
AUGCUUACUAACUAUAGCGAACCUCAAAAGUUGCCGGAUUUGAUGGAUAAUUCACAAAAAAAAAUUUGUCCUUCUUUCACGCUAAACGGAAUGUCCCUUAUCGCCUUGAUAAUAAUCAUCGCUAUAAUCGUCGUAACGCUAAGCCCCAUAAUGUUAUGUAAAUCUAACCUUCUGCGGUGCUACAGAGCUGCAAAUGCCACAAAAACGGAGAGCUCAUUUAACACAACAGCGCAAUUAGCCGCGUUAAAAAGUGAAGGAUUAAUCACAUACCAAAGAAUGCAUAUUACAAACAUAACUCGCCAAAUCUGGGAGGAUGAACUAUUAAUCCCAAGGAAAUAUACCAAUAUUACCGAUCUUAAAAGAGAUAUCGAAUAUCACCGUAUUAGUAAUACCUCACACUAUAAAGAAUACGAUUUGAAUGCCAGUUCGUUGAUUGACGCGACUAAUGAAAAAAGGCUCAAGAAAUCUAUUGAGGGAGAUUUAAUGAGAAUGGAUUUGAAGCCGCUUAACUCGAUACAACGCAUGGAAUCCUUGAUAAGAUACCAUGUUCCCAGUCCUAUGAAGCUGAACGAAGUUAUAGAAAGAAGUGCCGUCAUAAUUAAGGCUAAAGUGGUCAAAGUUAAGGGUAAAUUAUCCAAGCAAUCUCUCCUAGAACCCUUGUCUCAUAGCGUAAUCAACGCGAAUGAUGAUAUUGAUAACAGAAUUAGGUACGAUAUCGAUUAUUACAAAGAGGAGGAGGAUAUAUAUUUAGAUAUCAUAAUUCGGUUGUUAGAGGUUUACAAAGGUUAUUUGGACAUAUCGAGGAUAGUUUCUAUACCUGAAAAUACGAAUCAGGAUAAAAUUUACACCACCUUAAGAGUGAAAACGAGAAGCAAAAGAAUUGAAAAAUUGAUUAAUUCGGAUGAUGCAGUUCUCAGUCAUCAACCGAUAGUUAGCUAUAGAUGCGAUUCCGUUUCAUUAAAGGAAGACCAAACAUACCUAUUUUUUCUAAAUAUCGAGGGUCGGAUGUUAAUCGCGGAAUGCGUGGAUAGGUUAGGAUCCUACCUUUUCUUUUCUAGAGAAUUGGAAAAUCUGAUCAUGGAAAAAUUAAACAUAGAUCAUUGGUCGGAUUGGGGUCCAUGUGGAAGUAAAUGCGGUGGAGGUACUCAGGACAGAAAAAGAAAAUGUCAUUCUACUCCUAAAGAAUGUCACAAGGAGAUUGAACUUAGGAAAUGCAAUCUUUUUAAAUGUGAAGGUAUGAAGGACAUGCUGGAGGGAGUAAUGCUAAAACAUUUUCCUAGAGGCGUCAAAAAAUUAAAAUUUAGACCAACCUCAUUUCAGAUAUCCAGAUAUGCUACAUUGAUGACCCCGACAACUAACAUAUUUCGGGAGGGUACAUCUGCGAAAUCGAUGAAUCUUUUCAUGUCCUUUAAAGCCCACCCCGGGAACGAUGGAUACUUAUUCACUAUAUCAUCUCUGAAAGCGAAAAUUCAAUUCGGUAUCAAAUUGGGUAAAGAGACUAUCGUCUUCUAUAAAAGCGAUCAUAGGGAUAUUAAAUUUAACAGCAUGGUAAGAACCAAAAAAUCGGGCUCCUUAAUAUUUAAUAAAAAUCGAAAUUCAACCCUGAAGGCUAAUACGAGGAAAAGGUAUAAAAUAUUCCCAUUUUUCAACUUAACAAACACUUCUUCCGCUAAACCACCCUUAGUCAUUUCUAAUACUACUCCGGAAUACAAUGUAUAUCGACUCUUCAACUAUAAACACUCAUCAUUACCAUACGAUGUUGUAAAUGCGUCCAAAAUACGCGAUUCCAAACUAUUUACUACAAAGAACACAGAAAAUUUGUCAAAAUCAGUUCCCAGGUUUAGGUUUGUUCGAAGUUUAUAUGAUCGACUCAAAAGAUCACUCACAGAAAUAAAUCAACAAAUAUCGUCUAGUCGCGAACAAUUACAAAAAGAUCAAGAAUCAUCUCCGUUCUUGUCUAACGAGGUAAUAUAUAUCAGACCGGACCCCGUUUGGUUGCCGCCUUUAAACGAUGGACAUUGGCACUCACUAGCGGUAUACUUAAAUAAGACUCAUACCAGGAUACACGUGGAUUGCAGAGAAUAUGGGACUUAUAAGAUCAACGAGGGUGAAGAUGAUGCCGCCAUUUUUGACCUUAAAGGUGUCACCACGCUAGGAUCCAAUUUCGAAAACUUCCCUUCACUCAAGGAAAGAUUCGAAGGUUUUUUUGAACACGUAUUUCUAUCAACCUCCAACAAUAAAGAUAUUUCCGAUGAACAGUGCCACCCUCCGCAUUAUAAAGCCAAAUAUCAAACGAUAACAAAUAACCACAUAGACGAGAAGGAGAAGCCGAAACCGACUCUUAAUUUAACUCACCUUGGAGGUAUUAGUAAGACAAAUAAAUAUGGGGGCAGCUCUAAAACUAUGACAGUUCCAGAACCCUUACAGGCAACAAAAUCGGUGAUGUCGGCAACAGACUUUGCCCAUUCCACUAUAAAGACUACUAAUAAAAAUGAACAAGAAAGAUGGAUCAUUUCAAAUUCGGAUGACGAAGAUUACCCAUACGGAUCGGGUUUUAAAGGUUUGGAAGGCUCUGGUCAUUUAGAUGACCAUCCGGUGUUCUCAAAAACCGAUUUGCUAACAACAUCACCAACAAGUAACAAAAAUUGUGAAGAACCUUGUCUGAACCACGGGAUAUGUUCUCAGAGAGGCGAAUGUCAUUGUUCCUGGGGUUACCAAGGAAAAAAUUGUUCUGAAUACAAGUGCGGUAUAAAGGGUUGUCUGAACGGGGGCAAAUGUAUCAAGCCGAAUGUGUGCUCAUGUGAUAAAGAUUAUUUUGGGAAACUUUGCGAAUACUCCCAUUGUUCGAAAUCUUGCAUCGAUAAUGGCGGAACAUGUACAGAAAUGGGAAUAUGUCUCUGCCCGCCAGGAUAUCUACCACCUGAUUGUUCCCCUCUUUGUAUGUCGGGAUGCCACAAUGGAGGCCAAUGCGUUAGUUUCAACAAAUGCGUUUGCAAAGAUGAAUAUUAUGGACAAUCAUGCAAAAAACGAAAAUGUUCGGAGGAAUCUUGUCUAAAUGAUGGAAUAUGCAAUAACGCAACAAAUAUGGGCCAGCCCCUAUGCAAUUGCAAAUUCGGUUUUUACGGGAAACGUUGCGAAAAAAAACAUAUUUGCACUAUGAUCCCUUUCCGAGAAAAAUAUCAAAAGGUUUAUAUUUUACACGUCGAAGAUGAAGCUCUCGUUCCCUGUAAGGAAUGGGGAAUGCGUGGAUGUUACCAACACCCAAACGUGAAACAAAUCUCAAAACAAAAAACCUAUUUCCGGGUAAAAUAUCGGUGCGUACCGCUCACAAAUCAAUUCGCUAAAAAGCGCAAAGAAAAUCAAAUGAACCAAAAAAAAAUUGUAAAUAUCACUUAAAACAUCCUGUUUAAAAAAUAAAUCAAUUCCUCGUUUUUUUGUUUGAAACAAAAUGGAAACUAGAGCGAUUGAAGAUUUCACGGGUGCAGAUUAAAAAAAAACUGGCGACCUUUUAACUAAAUGUCAUCUUUUAUGAAAAAUAUUCUUUCUUUCUUCCUUUCUUUAAAAAAUAACUUAUUAAUUUAUUAAAAUAAAGUUAUAUUUUUGUUUAUUGUAUUUUUAAGUAAACAGUAUUAAAUUUGCAUGGAUUAUAU